AUGGGCCAGAGGCUGGGUACGGCGCUGCUGCUCCUCACGCUGGGGUAUUUGGUCAGGUCACUGGCUUCAGAAACUAAAUGUGAAAACAUUUACCAAGGCUUCUCUGACUGCAUCUUAAAACUGGGGGAAAACAUGGCCAGCUACGAGGAGGACGACGGGGAUGAGGUGCAGGGGCUGCACACUGUUUGCGGGUAUUGGGAUGAAUUUCACAUGUGCGCCAUGACUGCUCUUUGGGAAUGCCAGAAGGAGGCAGCAAGUAUCUGGGAGACUUUGAAAAAGGAAUCUAGAAAAAUUAAAUUCCAAGGCAGCUUGUUUGAUCUCUGCAGUCCCAACAGCUCCCAGAGCUUCAGCUUGACAAAUGUUUCAAAUUUUACUGUUUUAAGCAUCUCUCUGAUGGUUACUUCGCUUAAUUUGUAAAUGGAGCAGCUCUGAAAGUAUUGGAAUGAAGAGGUAUUAUCAGUGUCAUCAGUGUAGUUAUGAUCAGAAAUGUAGUAUUUCCAAACCUUUGAGAAAUCCUGUGUAUGGUGCUGGAUGAACAUUUGAUUUUAUUAUUCCAGGUCUGUGAGCCUCAGAAGAGCUCGG
Messenger RNA from Gopherus flavomarginatus (Mexican gopher tortoise), 582 nucleotides. RefSeq names its product neuritin-like. NCBI's taxonomy places the organism in Eukaryota, Metazoa, Chordata, Testudines, Testudinidae. Bases 1 to 417 code for a protein of 138 amino acids. The transcript has 3 exons. Gene Ontology annotation, biological process: nervous system development; neuron projection extension. Gene Ontology annotation, cellular component: plasma membrane. The record is from RefSeq and is a predicted model, not a curated record.